Molecule: messenger RNA, 1563 nt
Organism: Colletotrichum aenigma
Lineage: Eukaryota; Fungi; Ascomycota; Sordariomycetes; Glomerellales; Glomerellaceae
Exons: 2
Coding region: 1-1563 (520 amino acids)
Source: RefSeq, a predicted model, not a curated record
AUGAGUAUGAUACCGAUUCAGUAUAGCCUCGCGGCUUGGGGUGGUGGCCACGACGGAGAUGUCCGCGAUGCGGAACAGACCGCUUACCUCCACCGAACUCGACACUACCUCCACGCCUUUUGGCCGGAAGAGUGCGAGGAGGCGGGCGACACCUCAGGUAUCGCUUGCAUGAUGGUGCUGGCAAGACACAUGAACAACGGUAUCACCGACUACAACGAGGUUAUCCCGAAUCAGGAGGGUCCCGGAUCGAUCAGACUGGAGGAGGGAAAGCGCAACCCGCUGCUGCGACUGUCAUGGAAGGCGGUGCCCCUGCAGACAAACCAGCAGUACGAGAUGCUCAAGAAGGAGAUGGUUCAGGUGGAUGGCAACUACAAGAACCAAUACUCCUUUGACUUUUGGAACAACUCGGAGUUGAUGAGCAAGACCCUCUGGAACCGACAAGCGUAUCGCCUCUUUGGUUCGAUGAUGGCGAAGAGCGAAACCGCCGCAUGGGAGGCUGCAGAGUCACCCCGAUCCCAAGUCAUCGAGAUCGACAACGCCAGGACCGGAAAGACCGGUUUUGACGUGUUCGCAGCCAUCAAAGAGAAUUGUGGUUCCUUCCCGCUCGAGGAGUCCGAUACACCCCCUCAGCCCGCGACGAAAAGCAUUCUGGACGCUCUGCAUUCCUUCAACGUCGAGCUGCCCUAUGGCGUAGACUUUCCGGAGAAACAGAAGUAUGAGCAGUACAAUCUCACGGCAGCGGUCCGACUCAGAGGAGCCGGUGUCUACCAGGAUGACAAGAGGGACCGCAUCCGACUCUUCGCGGCAGGCGGCCACGACAUCUACCCAGAGGAUCCCUCCCCCUACGCCGACAUGAAGUGGGACAUUGCCGAGUACGGCCACACGUACUGCCUCUACUACAGCCGAACGCGGGCGCACCGGAUGCCUCCUCUCACCGACAUCGAACGACAAAGCCGAGAUGCCUGCGACGCGGGACGAAGAAGCACCGAAUACCGGAAAAUCUUUGAGAUUAUGUCACGCAAGGAAGAGGGCGACAAAACCGUCUGCAUCUACGACAUGACUCAUCCCAAGUUCCGGAAGAACUAUCCUCAAGAGAGGAGGGUCAUCGAUAUGAGCGGCUUCCGUGCCUGGCCCAGAUCGCGGAGGCGGGUCCCUCCCGCCGUCGCCCCAGCCCCCCCGGAGGUCAACGAAGACGCCGAGAUGAAGGAUGCUUCUGGUCCCGCCACCCCACAGGCGAAGGGCAAAGAAGUCGACAUGUACAGCUUAUCUGGCCCCGACAGCCCCGAGGACGACGAAGAUGAAGUCAUGAACGACUCUUCUUUUGCCGACAAACCCGCGCCAAUCAUUCCGCAAAAGCGACCGGGUUCCCACAAGGACAACGAGACUGCUAAGAAGAAACGGAAGGAGGAGGAUACCUCCAAUCCAACGGCACUCAAGACACCCGAGGAGUCCAAGGGAUCCAGGAAGUCCAAGUCGUCCAAGCCGUCCAGGUCGUCCAAGUCUAAGACAAGGAACCGGGGCCGGGAUGCCAGGAUGGCAUUGGGAGACAGUUCGGAUCAGUAG